Ambispora gerdemannii is the source of this 574-nucleotide messenger RNA. The record is from the annotation of a GenBank genome assembly. Lineage: Eukaryota; Fungi; Glomeromycota; Glomeromycetes; Archaeosporales; Ambisporaceae.
CAGAGAGGAAACUGUAACACAGGCGAAAAAGAUCUUGAUGCGCAACUUGAAACGAACUUCACCUUUCGAGGCUGAUCUGGUAAAAUUCGAUGAAGCGUACUUGGAAUUGGAUCCCAAUCACAUGUGGACGCUUAAGAGUGGUCGCAAAGUGGAAGAGGUCGUCUAUGAGAAAUUACUGCCUCGGAAGUUAAGAAAAUCCAAAACUCAAAUGCUCACUUCGGGAAUUAAUGAAAAAAUACGAAAAAUUAUUUAUGAACCGUUUAUACCAGAUGAGAGCUGGUAUGAAAUGAACGUUUGGAGCCACUUGGUCGAUCCGGCAUUUCACGAUCUUAACAUUGACUUGGUGCGUGGUGAGGGGAUGAGCUGUGUUUCUAGUGAUAGAAAGAAUCUUACAAGAACAAUCAAUGAUCGAAAAAAGAUUGGUCGAAAGGGGGAUAAGGAUCGUCUAGAGUUCGGCGCCAUAGAGGCGGGUCGUAAAUGGGAGGAGCAGUGUGGGACUAAAUACAUGACCGAUUCUUUAAAGCUCUAUGUAAAUGUAGAAGGACAUGAUGGCACAGCUCGUUUCUGCAUGUGA